Monopterus albus (swamp eel) is the source of this 2453-nucleotide messenger RNA. It is a transcript of the gene odad1, whose product is annotated as outer dynein arm docking complex subunit 1. The record is from RefSeq and is a predicted model, not a curated record. Gene Ontology annotation, cellular component: axoneme. The coding region runs from base 162 to 1808 and encodes 548 amino acids. Gene Ontology annotation, biological process: outer dynein arm assembly; cilium movement. NCBI's taxonomy places the organism in Eukaryota, Metazoa, Chordata, Actinopteri, Synbranchiformes, Synbranchidae. The transcript is spliced from 15 exons.
UGCCUGAGAGCCUGAACUCAGGGACUUAACUCCCAAACGCUUAGCAACGGUUCAUAACAACACAGAGUGCUCGGCUCCUGCUGUGUGUGUUGAGAGGCCUCACUGGGCUUUUACUAUUCAAACAUUCAUCUGAUUUUUAACCAGUAAAGACCAGCGUAACCAUGCCUCGAGGAAGAUCGGCCCCAAGCGCCCGCUCAGACAGCAGUGGCAUGGAAAUUGAUGGUACAGCAGAAUCUGAGAUAGCCAAACUACAGAGACAGUUCAGAAUCAUGGAGGGAGAUCGGCAGGCCUACAACAUCCAGGCCCGGGAGCAGAUCCGCAAACAACAGCAGGAGAUAGACAAGCUGCUGAAGGAGCAAGAGGAGAUGCAUCGAAACCUUGGUGUAUGUAAGAGCGCGUCCCGCCGACAGCAGGACAGUGGGGACACCCAGAGUCUUCAUCUUCUGCUGGAGCAGCGAGACAUGAUAGAGGAGGAGCUGAAGAAAGAGAAGCAGUGUCAAAAAGAACUAGAAAAAGAGAUCUCAAACAUGGAGCUGAAGCUGGCAGAGCUGAGAAAAGGGGAUGUCAGUACUAGUGAAAGACAAAGGUCUGAAGUACGGAGGACUGAGAAGGCCAUACGCACUUUGGAAUACAAACUGGACAGAGCCUUGACUCGGUUCAAUGAACUGCUGACCAAAAACAGCCAGCUAAGAGAGGAGUUGCAGACUCUUCAUAUUGAGCGUGGCCGUUUCCAGCAACUACACAACAGGCUGGAAAAGGAGCUGCAGGAAGUACGCAAGAAGAUUGGGGAAGUUAUCCACCUGUCUACUGCUGCUUACGAUGCAAGGGUGGAGGCUCAGUCAAAGAUGACCAUGAUGAGAGAGAAGGCAGUGAAGGACCUUGCCCAGUACAACAUGGAGAUGAAGGAACUGGAAAGGGUUAUUGUACAUGAGUGUAGCCUGAAAGAUUUUAUGAUCACCAAGGGCAAUGAGAGGAGCGGGCUGGAUGACAGCCAUGAGAUAGGGCACAGGCAAUUGUCAGAGGUAAAGGAGCAGAGGAAGACAGACUCAGGGGAAGAGUCACUGGAUGCUCUGGAGCAGGUGUUUGAGAGGCUUCAGACAGUGACAGGAGAGGACAACCUGGACAUUCUAGUCACCAAGUUCAUCCAAGUUGAAGACCAAAACUUUGCACUCUUCAAUUUUGUCAAUGAGCAAAACAAUGAGGCUGGAGCACUGAGAGAUCAAAUCAGCCAGAUCCAAGGAGAGAUGGAGAGGUUUCAAGUAGAAAGUUUGCAGCGGGAACAAGAUCAUCGCGCUUUGCUGAGAGACACUGUUGAACAACAGAAGGAGGCAAAAUUCCAAGUUGAGGAUUAUGACAACCAAGCCAAUAUUAUAAGCAAAAUCCUGGGCGAGAUUAAAACAGGAGUGACCAGUAUCUUCUCUAAACUGGAGUGUGACCACUCAGUGAUCGAGGAUAUGUUGGGCUCCUCUACAGGGAUCAGUGAUUAUAACAUCAUGUCCUAUCUGGGUCUGGUGGAACAGAAGACCAAUGAGCUGCUCACCGUACAAGCUUUCCUCAAGUCUAAAGAUCUGGAAAAGGACUACAAUCCAAAAGACCUGGCCACAUUCAUCAUGGGUCAAAAUCCAGAACUGCUUCUGCAGAAAAUCAGUAUUCAUUCUGCAAUCAACAGUGUGGAGUAUGACAGAGAGGAGUCUCUUGUCACUGAAGAAGAACAACCACUUUCACAGGCGGAGCUUCGUGACAGAAUAAUGAAAGGGGUUCUGCAGAAAGGGAGCUCAGUGCAGCAGGCAGAAACCAGAUUCUCAUAGACAAGUCAGCAGUACUCCCUGGAGGACGCACUAAUCUAACACACUGACCUGAGGGGCAUGAUUUCAGCAUUUACCGUUAUAUAGAUCAACAGAGGCCAUAACCACUGAUGGAAACAGCUUGACUGGCCAUCUUGAAAUUGCAGUUGCAACUUGCACACGUAAACCUUUCAAGCUCAUUUAUGUUGUAUGCAUGUCACCUUUUAUGAUGAAUCAUUGGCAUGAUCUGCUAUAUUAUACCUGGGUGUGAUUUGUUUAGUCAGAACUAAUUAGGUUUGGAGCUAUAAAGAUGCCUUUUAGACUCUGGUAACCAGCUGUCCUUUUGAUGUGCAACUUGCCAUCUGGCUUUGACUAUACAGUCUGGUCUGAGUACCGCCCUCCCUCAAUGCCAACAUUUCAUUACAUGAUACUUGCUGCUAUACUCAAACAAAAAGGCUGGGGGCAGCAGAACCUUUUGUAAUUCUAAUUGGCAUGUUGAGACCUAGAUUCUGUUUCCAAAAAGAAGGUGAGGAUCCCUUUUAGCGCUUAACUGUAUACUUUGAAAUUGGAAAUAUUUCUGUUGGUAGAAUAAUGAUGAUUAUUCUCAGAUGUAUUUUGUAUCAUUUGUUCCUCUCAUAAAACCAGUGUGGUCAUGUUAAUAAACUCCUU